Molecule: messenger RNA, 855 nt
Organism: Clonostachys solani
Lineage: Eukaryota; Fungi; Ascomycota; Sordariomycetes; Hypocreales; Bionectriaceae
Source: the annotation of a GenBank genome assembly
AUGACGCCGCCUCUCUGCCUCACCAUUCGCUUCUCCAACUCCCUCCCCGACCUCAACCUUGACAUCCCGUCCCCCGAAUCAACCACCAUCCUCGGCCUCAAACGCCUCCUCCGCUCCAAAAUCGACUCCCGCAACCGCCUCCGCCUCAUCUACCAGGGCCGCCUCCUCGCCGACUCCUCCGCCCUCUCCUCCGUGCUCAAACCGCCCCUCCAGCCACCUCCCACCCCCAGCCAGGACCACCAUGAUCCCAAGGGCAAAGGCAAGGCCAAGGCCGACGACGAUGCCCUCUCCCCCCCUCUGCGCAUCUACGUCAUCUGCUCCGUCGCCGACGACGAGCUCUCCCAGCCCGAGCUAGACGCCGAAGCCGCCGCCGCCGACCUGCCCCCCGCCCUAGACCAGGACGGUCUGUCGGGCAGCGUCCAGCAGAAGCCAUCCACCCGCCCCCGUCCCCGCGGCUUCGACCGCCUCCUCACCUCGGGCUUCACCUCGUCCGAGAUCUCCACCCUCCGCACGCAGUUCGCCUCCAUCCACGCGGACCGCUACCCCCCGGACGCGCCGCCCUCGCCCGACACCCUCCGCGGGCUCGAGGACUCGUGGAUCGACUCCAACGCCUUCGGCCAGGGCCUGGCCACCACCGCGGGCGGGGGGGAGGACGCCUCCGGGCUGGGCCAGGGGAUGGACGACAUCUUCAUCCGCGCCAUGAUGAUCGGCUUCUUCUGGCCUCUCGGCAGCCUGACCUGGCUCCUGCGGCAGGAGGGGCUCUGGAACGACAAGUGGCAGAUCUUUGUCGCCGCCGGCGCAGUGCUGAGCCUGCUCGUCGGCACCAUCGUGAGCAUAUCCGGGGGUCGGCCGUGA